AUGUGGUUGGAAGAAACGUAUCGAGGUGCAGAAGGCAUCGAAAAUCGUCGUGCUUAUGUUGUAUGCAAUGUUGAACAUCCGAAUGUUGAUAAUUGGCUUCGUACACCACGAAUAUCGAGGAAUGGAGCAAAUAGAUUGCAUGUUGAAAUAACAUUUACAAUGAGAGAUUGUAGUGAAUUUCCUGGAAAUGCUCGAUCGUGUAAAGAAACAUUUCGCUUAUAUGCGACUCAAUUAACAAAUAAUGAAAAAGAUCUGGAUGAUAUUUGGACAUCUGACUAUUGGGAUUUAAUUGAUGCGAUAGCAUCUGAUACUGGUCGGCAUUCGAAACACGAUACAUCGAUAACGACUGUAAAUAAAGAAACACGUAGCUAUACGAUCACAAAAGAUACUGUUUAUUUUGCUUUUCGAGAUUCUGGUGCAUGCAUCUCGAUUUUAGACGUUAAGAUCUAUUAUGAAGUAUGCCCUGAAAUAACGAAAUCAUUCGUACACUUUAGCCAAACAAUAACGGGUUCUGAAGCGCAUUCAAUUAUUGCAGUUCCAGGCAAAUGUGUUGCGAAUGCAAGUCCAACUUCUUCAGUGCAACAACCUACUUUUGUUUGUAAAGCAACUGGUUCAUGGGAUAUGCUAAACGGUGAAUGUUUAUGUGAUCCUGGAUAUAUUGCAUCAACGAAAUAUUAUGCAUGUAUUGGUUAG
Molecule: messenger RNA, 693 nt
Organism: Dracunculus medinensis (Guinea worm)
Lineage: Eukaryota; Metazoa; Nematoda; Chromadorea; Rhabditida; Dracunculidae
Source: the annotation of a GenBank genome assembly